AUGUCAACGCUCUCGCAUCACUAUCCUUCUCUUCUUCUUCCUCUUCUCCUGCUACUCAAAUCCUUCACAACCCCAAUGUCUUCCUCAUCCACACAGGCUUUCAUCUUUGGCCGUUGCUCUCAGGCUAAGUUCACGCCGGGCUCUGCCUAUGAGUCUACCGUCAACUACCUUCUCGCUUCCAUCGUCAAAGCCGCCAUGUUCUCCUCCUACAACAACCUCACCGUCCCUCACUCCUCACAGGACACCCCCAUAUGCGGCCUUUUCCAGUGUCGCGGCGACCUUGCCGCUGCCGACUGCUCCCGCUGUGUUGGCCAGGCCGUCUCCCAGCUUGGCACUAUCUGCCCCUACUACACCGGCGGUGCCUUGCAGCUCGACGGUUGUUUCGUUAAGUAUGAUGAUUCCAAGUUCUUGGGCAUGGAGGACAAGACUUUGGUGGUUGAGAAAUGUGGGCCGACGACUGCAUUGACUUCGGACGUGUUGACUCGGAGGGACGCUGUGCUCUCGUAUUUGGAAACGUCCGAUGGGGUGUACAAGACGUUUAGAACGACUAGCUCAGGGGAUUUGCAGGGCAUGGCACAGUGCGUAGGGGAUUUGAGUGCACCCCAGUGCCAGGAUUGCCUCUCAAACGCGAUCGGACGGCUAAGAGAAGAGUGUGGGCCUGCUCAGUGGGGUCGGGUAUACUUGGCCAAGUGCUGUGCACGCUACUCUGAAGGUGGGGAUUACUCGUCCGAAGAAAACGGUAAGCGUAAAAACAAGAACGGCGAUGAAUUUCAGAACACACAGGUAAUAAUAGUUGGUGUCAUAGCAAUCGUAGCAGUGGUGGCUCUGCUCAUCAUAUUCAUUUCAUUCUUGGCCAAGCUGUGCAAAAGCAAAGAGGUGGUAAUUCAUGUGGAAAAUAAACAAGAAACUCAGGUGGAAAACAAACAAGAAACUCAGGUGGAAAUCAAACAAGAAACUCACGUGGAAAACAAGUACCCUCUCGUAAUAUUUCUAGUUCGGCUAAUUCCUUGGUUUGCAGAAGAUCCAGUCCCUUGUGAUAUUCCAGCAGGUUUUCAUGCAGCAGCAUCAGAUUUAAUUGCUGAGCCCCACCAAAAUGUUCUGCAAAAGCACACUUACUUCUUCGACAGGAACCAGGACGGCGUCGUCUACCCCUGA
Messenger RNA from Neltuma alba, 1155 nucleotides. RefSeq names its product plasmodesmata-located protein 6. The transcript is spliced from 4 exons. Gene Ontology annotation, biological process: defense response to bacterium. Gene Ontology annotation, cellular component: plasmodesma. Lineage: Eukaryota; Viridiplantae; Streptophyta; Magnoliopsida; Fabales; Fabaceae. The record is from RefSeq and is a predicted model, not a curated record. The coding region runs from base 1 to 1155 and encodes 384 amino acids.